Andrographis paniculata is the source of this 1254-nucleotide messenger RNA. RefSeq names its product trihelix transcription factor ASIL2. The record is from RefSeq and is a predicted model, not a curated record. Bases 159 to 1154 code for a protein of 331 amino acids. Lineage: Eukaryota; Viridiplantae; Streptophyta; Magnoliopsida; Lamiales; Acanthaceae. Gene Ontology annotation, cellular component: nucleus. The transcript is spliced from 2 exons. Gene Ontology annotation, molecular function: transcription cis-regulatory region binding.
AUCAUAAUAAUACCAACAGUGCUAUCCCACUAACCAUCUUUCAACCUUUUUCUUUCUCCCUCUAAAAACCCAUCACUACCGCCAUUAAAAUCUCACUCUAACCACCCAAAACCCCAUUAUCAUUAUCCUCAAUUCAACUCAACUCCAGAAUAUGAUCCAUGGAAAGAUCAUCAGAUCAUCACCAUCAUCAUCGUCCCAAACAAUCCCCAAGAAAAAUCAGCCCUCAAACUCCAAUAUUAAUAUCUUCAAAUAAUAAUAAUAAUAAUACAGAGAGAGUGAAGAGAGACGAAUGGAGCGAAGGAGCCAUCUCGAGCCUUCUAGAAGCUUACGAGGCCAAGUGGACGCUCCGGAACCGGGCCAAGCUCAAGGGCCACGACUGGGAGGACGUCGCCCGGCACGUCUCGGCCCGGUCCGACCGGUCCAAGUCGGUCAAGACGCAGACCCAAUGCAAGAACAAGAUCGAGUCCAUGAAGAAGAGGUACCGCUCUGAGUCCGCCGCCGCCUCCGCCCUCGACGCGCCGUCCUGGCCGCUUUACUCCCGCCUCCACCUCCUCCUGCGGGGAAAUGCCGCCGUCGCCGGAGUCCCGCCGCACCCCGGCGUAGCUAACGCUACGCCGCCCAUCGAUAGCUUCGUGCCGCCGCCGCCGCCGGAGUUUGUUGUCCAGACGGCGGCGGUUCCGGCCACCAGUGAGCCGCCGCAGAAUUCCCAGGGGUCGAAUGCCAAGGGAGCGGAGAACAACGGCGGUGGGCAGCCGUUGGAUCAAGUAUCCGAGAAGAAUCCAACGGACGACACGGGGAGCAGCACUCCUCAACAGAAUCCGAACCCGAACCCGAAUCUGAAAGCCGGACAAAAUACAGGUAAGGAAGAAAGGAGGAAGAAGAGCGGCGGCAUGGCAGCGGCGACGACGAAGCGGCGAAGAGAGGAUGAGUGCUGGGCGAUCGGGGAGAGCAUCCGGUGGAUCGCAGAGGCGAUGGUGAGGUCGGAGGAAGCGCGGCUGGAGACGAUGAGGGAAAUCGAGAGAAUGAGGGCGGAAGCGGAGGAGAAGAGAGGGGAAAUGGACCUCCGACGGACGGAGAUCAUCGCCAACACUCAGCUCGAGAUCGCCAGACUGUUCGCCGCCGCCGCCGGCGGUCCUCCGCCGAUUCUUCGUUAGGGCUUGGAAGAAGCUAGAAUUGCAACCGACUCUAUCUUAUUAUGUAUAUGUAUGUUAUAUAGUCUUGGUAGAAAUUACCAAAAAUUGGUUACGUAUUAUA